This is a messenger RNA of Spea bombifrons (plains spadefoot toad), 2242 nucleotides long. RefSeq names its product acyl-CoA binding domain containing 3 (gene ACBD3). The record is from RefSeq and is a predicted model, not a curated record. Lineage: Eukaryota; Metazoa; Chordata; Amphibia; Anura; Pelobatidae. Gene Ontology annotation, cellular component: Golgi membrane. The transcript has 8 exons. Gene Ontology annotation, molecular function: fatty-acyl-CoA binding. The coding region runs from base 58 to 1587 and encodes 509 amino acids.
UCAGAGGUUCCGUGGAACCGGAAGUCGGGACGUGGCCGGCGCUGUGUGAGGAGGAGGAUGGCGGUGGUGAGCAGCGCAGAGCGCCUAGAGGUGUCGAUAGACGGCCUGACACUGACUCCUGAUCCGGAGGAGCUGGCUCGCCCAGCGGUCGGGGAGGGGGUAGCCAUGAGUUGUGAACCCGAGGAAGAGGAGAGCCAGGCCCUGACCAUGGAGCAGCGCUGGGGCUUCAGCCUGGAAGAGCUGUAUGGACUGGCCCUCAAAUUCUUCAAAGAAAAGGACGGGAAAGCGUUUCACCCGACGUAUGAAGAGAAGCUCAAGCUGGUGGCUCUGCACAAACAGGUCCUGCUGGGUCCUUACAACCCAGAUACCUGUCCUGAAGUCGGGUUCUUUGAUGUUCUGGGCAAUGACAGAAGGAGGGAGUGGGCCGCCCUGGGGAACAUGGACAAGCUGGAGGCCAUGGCGGAGUUUGUAACGCUGCUUAACCGAUGCUGUCACCUCUUCUCGACAUACGUCACUUCGCAUAAGAUAGAGAAAGAGGAACAAGAGCGCAAGCGGAGAGAGGAAGAGGAGCAAAGGAGACGAGAGGAAGAGGAGCAGCAACGCCUGCAGAGGGAAGAGGAGAAGCGAAGACGAGAAGAGCAGGAGAGACUGAGGCGAGAGGAAGAGGAGCGGUUACGGGCCGAAGAUGAGAGGUUCCGCAUGGAGCAGCAAAAGCAGCAGAUAAUGGCGGCUUUGAACUCGCAGACGGCGGUGCAGUUCCAGCAGUACGCGGCCCAGCAGUACCCGGGGAACUUCGAGCAGCAGCAGAUCCUCAUCCGACAGCUGCAGGAGCAGCACUACCAGCAGUACAUGCAGCAGCUGUAUCAGGUGCAGCUGGCCCAGCAACAGGCAGCCCUACAGAAGCAACAAGAAAUCAUGGCUGCCGGAAGCGGGUCUCCCGUCAACUCUCCCUCCAAGCUGAAAGCUGGAAACAUCUCCGUAUCGGGAGAGACCCCGUCCAUCAACGGACAGAGUCACGGCCACAUGGACAGCACUGAAACAGAUGUGGGCACAGACGCCCUGGAUGAUAUUCUAGAAAACGGGCCGAAAGAGUCCGCACCAGUCGUAGCGGCUCCAUCCAUGUGGACGCGGCCGCAGAUAAAAGACUUCAAAGAGAAGAUCCGCCAGGACGCGGACUCCGUGAUCACCGUGGGCAGAGGCGAAGUGGUCACGGUCCGGGUCCCCACGCACGAGGAAGGCUCCUAUCUUUUCUGGGAGUUUGCCACAGAUAAUUAUGACAUUGGGUUUGGGGUUUAUUUUGAAUGGACAGACUCCCCAAACACUUCUGUCAGCGUGCACGUCAGCGAGUCGAGCGACGACGAGGAGGAGGAUGAAGAAAACCCAAACAACGAAGAAAAAGCCAAAAAGAAUGCGAACAAGCCUCAGGUGGAUGAGAUUGUCCCCGUGUACAGACGUGAUUGUCAUGAAGAAGUGUAUGCCGGCAGCCACCAGUACCCCGGCAGGGGGGUCUACCUGCUCAAAUUCGAUAACUCCUACUCCUUAUGGCGGUCAAAAUCGGUUUACUACAGAGUGUACUACACGAGAUAAAGCGAGCGGAGCGCUGCGCCGGGAGGAACGGGCAGUCGGCGAAUCUCAUCUUUGCUGAAUCUCUUCAGUGUUUUCUCCCCGUCUGUCCUUCUUGCGGCUGCCGGCGGCGACACUUUGCUGCGGUUUGAUUGGCGGUGCCAGUUCUUCAUACUAUAGAGACAGGGGAGACGGGUUCGCUUCCCGGAUCUGGCAGCGGGAGGUUUUUUAAUUUUUGGGGGGCGUUAAAAGGGGUUUUGGGUUUAUUAAUGAUCCUCCCCCCACUCUGUGUUCACUAAUUCAUUUCGCCUUCUAUAACAUAAAAGAAAAAAAAAAAAGGUCAUGUAAAUGGUGGCUGUCGUGUGGAUGAAGGACACGUCUGUUCUCUGGAAGGAAAAGGAAACAUCUGUAAUCGCUAGCUCUUGGGCUGUGCCGCUGGGGUACGUUGCCAGGGUCCCCUGUGAUUACCAGCGGGGUCUCUGUCAUCAGGAUCCUGAGAAGAGCACCGGACGACAGGCAUUGAGGGGACAGAAUGUUUUGAUCACGCACCGGCCCUGGUCACACAUUGAUCGGAUGGGAUCGUCUCUGUAGUUCUUCAUGACCCAUCUGUGCAAACGAGUUACCCCUGUGGAUAUCUUUAUUAAAAAAAAAAAUACCCCCUGCGUCUGGGGCUUUCACA